Closterium sp. Naga37s-1 is the source of this 558-nucleotide messenger RNA. Lineage: Eukaryota; Viridiplantae; Streptophyta; Zygnematophyceae; Desmidiales; Closteriaceae. The record is from the annotation of a GenBank genome assembly.
AUGCCAAAGGGGAACCUGAGGAGGCCUCCACAUCACCUGGUGCUGCAGUGGAUUGUGGAGGCGUGGGAGCAAGUUCCACGCGACAUCAUCAUCAACGCAUUCAGGCACUGUGGGAUCUCGAGCAAGCUCAACGUGAUCGAGAACCACCUGGUCAUGUCUCACCUGCAUGCGAGGAGCACCACCGACAUCUCGGAAGACAUCUGUCUGGGGGGAAGCACAUGCGACAACAUGCACCUGCUUGGGCAAGCUCCGAAUGAGGAGGAGGGGGAGGAGGAGGAGGAGGAGGAGGAGGAGGAGGAGGAGGAGGAGGAGGAGGAGGGGGAGGAGGGGGAGGAGGAUCUACAGGCAAAGGGCGCCAAGGAGGUCGGUGUGGCAACUAGGCUGGAGCUGCUGUAUCCAGAGUCCCCCUGCUACCGCAGAGCCACGGCCAAGGCUGAUCGCCUGCUUGAGCCGAGGCAGACGGCCAAGCAUGACAGGAAAGUGUCAGACUUGGGAGUGCAGGAGCCUACAACUGCUAGUGCAGAUGAAGAGGAGGAGGGUGUGACCAAGGGGUACUAG